GUACCUGCUUCACUGACUCCUGCGUCUUCCACGUCCUGAAAUCCGGUCGACCGGUUCAGAAAAGCAUGCGACAACUGAAAGAGGGGGAUAUGCUGCACACUGGAUCUCCGGUGAGGGAAGAGCAGUUCCGGCGAGUGACCCGGAUCUGGCAGUGUCCUACACUAGGCGAAUCUGCCACGGUCGAAGUGAUCCCCGGUUGCCGGCUCACAACCGGGCAUCCCGUGAAGAUGGGUGGGACGUGGCGGCGGCCAGAGAGCUGUGGUGAGGUCGAGCUGACCCACGAGAGACAAGUCUACACGAUUGAGCUCGAAGGCCAUGUCGACACUGUCCUGGUCGGCCGAAGCAUGCAGGAGGCCGUCGUCGUGGCAGCCCUGGGGGUUUACUGCGGAGAGAGCUUCGGGUGGAACCUCUUCACUCGGAAGACACGCCCAUGUGAGCAGCCCAACUGCGCCAAGUGCGCCGUGGCCGUGGUUCCAUCCCUUGAUUUCCGAAACGUCACUUCAGACAUGAUGGCGGUGCGGUAUCCCCCCUACUAG
Messenger RNA from Symbiodinium necroappetens, 536 nucleotides. The record is from the annotation of a GenBank genome assembly. NCBI's taxonomy places the organism in Eukaryota, Dinophyceae, Suessiales, Symbiodiniaceae.